ACUAAGGGCGGGCUACUCUUGCUGUUUCCUGUUCCAACCAUGCGACCUCUAGGCUAGCUCAAGAUCUAGUUUACAGAAGUCUAAGUCUCAUAAUUCAACACACAUAACAUGGAGAUGUGCACGACUCAAAUGGCAUUCCUCACAAGAGUAAUGUCGUCAUUCCUGGUCCGACAAACCGUUGCAAGGAACAAGAUCAAAGAACGUUGUCUUCAAUCGUUUUCAACAACAUCAAACAAACUACAGGAGUUGACAGAGCAGCCUGAAAGCAGUACCAAGGCUCAGUCCCCCCAGCCCCCAACCAUGCACCCGCCCCUGCCGGUCAUGACAUCCCGCAAGGUGGACUACCUCCACCCCCGCAUGAGAUCCCGCCAGGCCUGGCUGGAGACCCUGGACACUAUAGAGGAUGAGAAGCUGGGGGUCAUUGAUCUUCAUCCUGAAAUAUUUGCUACCAAUCCAAGGUUAGACAUGCUUCACAAGAAUAUACAAUGGCAGACAACAUAUAAGAGGAUUUCACAUGCCAAGACCAAGUCCCGGGCGGAGGUGCAGGGGGGCGGGAAGCGGCCAUGGCCACAGAAGGGCCUGGGGAGAGCUCGACACAGCAGCAUCAGAUCACCUCUGUGGGUCGGAGGUGGACGAGCCAUGGGACCCAGGGGCCCUAAGAGUUAUUUCUACAUGUUACCCACAGCUGUGAGGGUGCAGGGUCUGAGGGUGGCGCUGUCUGUCAAGUAUGCACAGAAUGACUUACAUAUAGUUGAUUCUCUAGACAUACCCACUGAUGAUCCACAAUACAUGGAGGACCUGGUUGACAGUCGGUACUGGGGAUACUCCGCUCUCUUUGUAGAUGACACGGACUACAUGCCCCGGAAUAUAGCGCUGGCCCUGAGCAACACUCCCCACUUCAACCUGCUGCCUGUGUAUGGGCUGAACGUGUACAGUAUGCUGAAGCACGAGACGCUGGUCCUGACGGUGGCCGCUGUGGAGAGGCUGGAGGAGAAGCUGCUGCAUCAGAUGUACAAGACAGAGAUGGACACCAAGUUCCAGAGUCACAGAGGCAUCAAGCCGUACAAGCUGCCCCUCAGCAAGAGGUGAACCUGGAGACUGUGUGUAGGAGGAGAACGUGAAGACGACACUUUAUCAGUCGGAGAUGGUCAGCCACAAUCAAGUAUAUAAUAUCUCCAUUCUAUUAUGAUGAAUAUCCUGGACCCAUUUACUGGCAUAACGAGGAAAUGACAUCCCAACAUCGACUAACGGGAUCGGGGGAUCAGGCUCGCAGACUUGGUUGAUGAUUGUCAUCGUAUCCCAAUUGGGUUGAUCGAAGCUUAUGAUGUCCGUCACUGAUGUCCGUCCAGACUCGAUUAGUUACAGACCGCCGCCAUAUAGCUGCAAUUUUGCUGAGUGUGGCAUUAAACAACAGACAAACAAAACAUCCCCAUAUUAAUCUUCCUCGGCACAGAAUAUCUCUCUCAUGGGGGUAAUGUGAUUGGACAUCUAUAUUUAGUGUCCUGUAAUUUGAAUUUGGCUCCAAACAAAGCUAUUGUGGCAGAUGUGUCCAGGGUAUUUCUCAUAAUGGAAUGGAGAUGUAAUACUCGGAAUAAUCCAAGAUGGGAGAUGCCAGCCAGGAAUGGGUGUAGCCAAGGAUGAGUGUAAGGCAUAGAUCAACAACAUGGACGGCAUAGAUCAACAACAUGGACGGCAUAGAUCAACAACAUGGACGGCAUAGAUCAACCACAGGGACAGAUCAGCUCUACAGCAAAGAUGAUAGAGAUAUGUUUGUUGUGUUAGUGAUACAGCCUUUGUGUGAGGUAUGGAAUGUCACCUCUGUGAAAUUCGACUUGAUAAUUUACCUCAACGUACACAGUACAUGUACAGAAUGAGCAGGAACUCUAAGGUUUUGUUUCCUGUUGAUGUGAUCAGCUUCUUGAAGUCAGUGAUGGUAUGAGUAAGGAACUGGGCUGUGUUUUUCAGUGAUUGUAGUAGUUACGACCGCCAUAUCGUCACUACUUUUAACAUAGGCUUUUGAUAGUUCUAGCGCUCUGAGUGCUUUGUGAAACACAGUCCUGGAAUACACAUCCGAAUCACUGAGACAGUGUUUGCAUAGUUUCUUUAUCUUCAGACGUGGGUCUGUUCAAUGUGAGCUGUGUACAGGAAUGUCAUCAUGUCGAGGUAGGGUACUGCAGUGCCAUUCAUGUUUAGUGCUAUCAACUGAUCUUGGUGUCAAGGACAAAUACAUCACCUGAUGUGAUCUGUCAAAGGUCAUCUGUUGGAGAUGUUAUCUAUUAGGUCUUUGACUUUGAAAGGCAUUUAUAAGUGAUACACAUAAGGAAGAGAAUUAAUGGAUGUCAACUUCUUUAUUAUGAGGAACACAACAUUUCAGUGUA
Messenger RNA from Haliotis rufescens (red abalone), 2378 nucleotides. RefSeq names its product 39S ribosomal protein L4, mitochondrial-like. The coding region runs from base 109 to 1089 and encodes 326 amino acids. Gene Ontology annotation, biological process: translation. Gene Ontology annotation, cellular component: ribosome. Lineage: Eukaryota; Metazoa; Mollusca; Gastropoda; Lepetellida; Haliotidae. The record is from RefSeq and is a predicted model, not a curated record. Gene Ontology annotation, molecular function: structural constituent of ribosome. The transcript is spliced from 10 exons.